CUGGGCACAUGAAGAUGAAAAUUCUGAUCGAUAGUCUUGUCAUCGUCUUCUGAUGAUGCUUCUUGAUUAAAUAUGUUUCUAAAUUGGAUUAAUUUAAUUCUAUUAACGUCUUCCUAUCAUAAUCAUCUAGAUUAAAAGUGUUAAUUAGUAAAUUGUGGUUGAUCUAAAUUCUCUCCACACCUUCAUCUCUUUUCUCCCUUUGAUGAAUAUUGAAUCAACAAUGGAGAGAGAGGUAAAAUAUCAUUAUUACUAUUGGAGAUAAUAAGGAAGAAAAAUAAACGAACAAACAAACAAAAGAAAUAGAAAAGAAAAUUCUAAUUCUUUAAAUCGAUCAAUAUAUAUACCUGGUUACCUGGAAGAAUAUUUUAAAGUGAAAUCGUCUGGAAUAAGGAAGAAAAGAAUCAACAAAAGUACAAGACUAAAGGAGAGAAAAGAAUUGAACAAAGACAAUGAGGAAAAAAAUUUCCAUUUACCAUUAGUGAUCAAGAAGAAGAUAAUCAUUGGAGAUUUAUUGUGAUAAAAAUAUUCUCUCCUCCUUUUGUUGUUUCUCUCUCUAUAUCUCUCGCUCUCUCUCUCUCUCUUUCUCCCGAUGAAAGGAAAAAAGAAUUUAUUUUAUAUUAACAUAAUUCUCAUCAUCAACUCGAACAUCAAUUAACAAUCAAAAAAGGAUGAAACCCCGAUUAUUUCAACCGUUUUGGAACAGACCCAAUUUCUUCAAUCUUAUAUUAAUGUGUGUCUUUCUUUGUACGAUGGUUUUAAUUAGUUUAAAUAUCGGCGAUGGGAAUACUCUGGUUACUCGAAACAUUUCAAUGAAACGACCACUCAUUGUGACCCCCAAGUACAAAAGCUCAUUUGACUUAUCCAAAUUGGAGGAUAAUGAUAUGUCUCAAUUGAUUGAUUUGAAAGACUUUCAAUUUCUGAUCAAUAAUUUACCAUGUCACAGAUCAUCAUCUUCCUCCUUCGCCUCUUCCUCUUCCUCUCCAUCUGAAACCUUUGCCUUUUCCUCAUCCAAAUCAUCAUCAUCUUUAUUAGAAACUGUUGACGGUACAACUGUGAUUCAAAAUGGAAACAAUUCAAUCUCACCAGAUGAUGAUUCCAAUAGUGUUGAUAUAUUCCUGUUAAUAUUUAUUCAUAGUGCUCCAAAUAACUUUGAAAAGCGUAAAAUAAUUCGUGAUACUUGGGCCAGUUCUCAGAAUAUCUCAUUCUCUCAGAUUCGCCGGGUUUUCCUUUUAGGCCUAGUUGAUGAUAUUGAACUUCAACGAUCAAUUAAUCAAGAGAACAAGAUUCAUGGUGAUAUUAUUCAAGGAAAUUUUGUUGACACAUAUCGUAAUUUAACUUACAAACACGUGAUGGGCCUUAAAUGGAUAACAUAUUAUUGUCGUUCAGCCAAAUUUAUCCUUAAAACGGAUGAUGAUAUUUUCGUUGAUACUUAUCAAUUGAUUAACCAUUUGAAAGGAUUAAUGAUUAAUCCAUUAACCCAACCAAAAAGACUUAUUAAUUGUUUCGUCGUUCGUAAUCCAUAUCCAGCAAGAAGUGAUAAAAGUAAAUGGAAAGUAACUUAUAAGGAGUUUCCUGGGAAAUAUUAUCCAACCUAUUGCUUCGGAUGGGGUAUAAUAUUAUCUCCUGAUGUUGUAUUUGAUUUAUACCUCCAAUAAAGUACACCUUAUUUUUGGGUGGAUGAUGUUUAUGUCACCGGAUUGUUGGCCGAAAAAGCAGCAAUUGAUCAAACUGAUUUAGGGUCUAAAUUGGCUUUAACCGAUCAAGAUAUUGAGAAAUGGGUUGAGGCCAAGGAGACACUUAGCUUACCUCCAAUGUUUGCUCGACCAGCAGCAAUUAAGGAUCUUCAAACAAUCUACGAUCUCUGGAAUAAAACAAUCAGAUAUUACCAAUUUAUAACCUAAAGAAUGACAAUGAGUGAUAAAAUGAAGUGAUCUUUGCUAUUCAGCAAAUCUUGUCGACGAUUAUUGUUCCAAAAGCGAUAAAAACUCAACCUAUUUUAUUGAGGAAAAACUAUUCAAAGUCCAAAGAAAUGAUUGGAUUAAUCACCUUCGUGGCAACUUAAUGAUAGAGCAAAAAUGAUUUCCAAUUCAUUAUGAUUCAAGUGGUUCGAGUUAAUCCAAGUAAAGGAGAUAAAGAAUUGGAUUGAAAUCACCUGAGUAAUCAGGAGAUAAUGGAAUCAAUCAUUCUCAAGGUUUAUUUUUAUACUUCAUCAUCAACCAAUAAUCAAGAAUAAUAUAAAGACUUUAUUUUUUGUUUGAUGAGCCUCCAUGAACAAAAAGGAAAAAAUUCUUCAGACCUCAGACCAAAUCAAGAUUAAUCCAAAGAUUUCUCUCUCUCUCUCUCUAUUUCCCAUUGAAAACGAAAGAAAAUCGGCUGUUCAAUUAACUUGGGUAACUUUUAUUCAAUCUUCAUCUAGUUUAAUCUAUAUCAUGAAUCCAUUAUUAUUUAUUUAAAUUUCUGAUCUUUUUAUAAUGGAAACAGAGAAAUUAACCUUUUAUUAAUUGCUCUGUAUUUUCUUUUCUUUCUGUUACACUCUUUUCCCCUCGAAACUGCGUUAAUCGGAUCAAGCACAGAUCGAAAAUUCGUUCGUUGUCAAUCAUUUAAUUGUAGUCAAUGACAAUAUGCCAAUUAGUCUGGUUAAUUGUUCAUUAUCUUUUCAUUCAUUCAUCCUCAUCAGCUGAUAACGCUAACCCUUGUAUUUUCCUCUUCCUCUUCCUCUCUCACUCUCUAUCACAUUACUUUAAUUUUGUGUCUUUCAAAUUCCCUCCUAAAUCAUAACUUAUUUUAUAAUUUAUCAAUCAAGCAAAACUUUAUACACCCAAAUAAUCCUAUGCACAAACAUCAUGUUAAACUUGGUUAGAUUAAUCAACUCAAUCUAAUUACAAACAGAAUUCCUAAGACGAUGUAUCCUGCCCGCUCUCUGACUACUCUCUCUCUCUAGAAAACACUGAUCAUCUCUCAAACUUCAUGAUCUCUGAACAAUAAUCACAAAUGUUGAAUUUCACCCAUGAAAAACAAAAAAAACAGAAAAAUUGAUUAAUUUUCCGUUUCUUUCCUCGAUUAUUGAACUUUUUGUAUUAUAUGAUUUCGUUUUCUAUAAACCAAGUUGAUUGAACAUAAACUAAUUAAAUGGAUUAAAAAAUUCUCGUUAAUUGUGGAUAA
Messenger RNA from Panonychus citri (citrus red mite), 3162 nucleotides. RefSeq names its product beta-1,3-galactosyltransferase 5-like. NCBI's taxonomy places the organism in Eukaryota, Metazoa, Arthropoda, Arachnida, Trombidiformes, Tetranychidae. Gene Ontology annotation, cellular component: membrane. Gene Ontology annotation, molecular function: hexosyltransferase activity. The record is from RefSeq and is a predicted model, not a curated record.